Molecule: messenger RNA, 2193 nt
Organism: Akanthomyces muscarius
Lineage: Eukaryota; Fungi; Ascomycota; Sordariomycetes; Hypocreales; Cordycipitaceae
Exons: 1
Coding region: 1-2193 (730 amino acids)
Source: RefSeq, a predicted model, not a curated record
AUGCCGAGCCAAGAAGUGAUCGUGGCUGUCGUGGCCCUCGUCGUCUCUCUGGUUGCGCUGACGGCAACGUUCAUGCAGGUUAUGCAGCAAUACUACGCGUCCGCCGCCGGCUAUUCGCAGUGCAAUGAAAAGGUUAUGGGUGGCUGGGCAACGACCAAGACCAGACGCUUCACCUGGGAAGAGCUGAGAUACGAAGUGCAGUAUGAUGCGCCCGUCAUCUUCGUCUCCCCCCCCAAGAACGACCGCGGCCCGAUCCCCGAUGCCCCGAUAUUCUUUUUGGACGGCACGCCAGAGAGCUUGGAAAAGACAUGGACCACGUCAGACCUGGACCCGCGCAAGGAAUACCAGGAAAUGUCGGCCAAAGAACGUGUCCACACCGCAGACAAUGAGCGAGCGUCGUGGUUCGUACUCCUGCAUGCUAUUCAGCGCAUGGAAGCCAAGUCGAGCGAAUGGCAGAAGUCGCAGUACCCCCCUCCCGGAGCGCGAGAGACCACCUACGGACUACCGAGGACGCCCCCGUCGCUUCGUGAGCACCAUACCCUGACCGUGGCGCUGCAGCGCAAGAAGAAAAGCUGGGAUACCAUGCCGCCGUCCAUGACGAAACCCUAUGCGACAACGACCAUGUGCCACUUGAUUGAGAUGCUUGCUGCACUCGGAAUCUACUGGAAAGAGUUUGACCGACGUCGCGACCGCUACUGGGCGGAAGGAAACGGCUUUCUCGUUCUUGGCGAGCGAAACGACCUGGGAAUAGUUUUCUCGCUGCAGGUUCACGGCCAGUGCACGUUUGAGCGAAACCGAGUGAUUCCUGUCGACUACAUCAAGGAGCUCAGUUUCGGCUACGUGCCCACGAUAUACCGCGACACCAUUGACCAAAGCCGACUCAAAGUACCGAGUGAUAUGCCGGAGAAUCUCAGUUCAUUACAAAUGAGCAGUGAGCGAGAGCUCGCAGAAAGCCUUACGGUGAUUGGAUGCAAUACAAACGCAGUCAACUACUUUCUGGAAGAUGGAAAUCGCACAUCGCACAUCUUUCCCCUCGCUUUCGAAAUAUUGGGCAUGCUCAGCCAAAACUUCCACAUCAACAACAGCAGCUUUACAUACAUCCCCAACCCUACGUCAUACGGCUUCGACAAGCGCUCAUUCUCGCUCCGCAAGCUCUUAGAAGCCUUCAAGUCACACUUUGACGGAGAAGCCAACACCACGCGCAACCACAUCAUCGUCGACACCAUUCGACACCAUGUCGACGAGGUUUUGAAAUUCUACUGGGAAAAGGACGGUGCUCAGCGGCUGCUUUGUCUCAAGGUUCUGCACAUGGCCAUUGAUGAUGCAGAUGAGAUCUUGACCGCAAAGAGAAAGGCGCCAGUGGAAACCUGCGCUGAGACACCCAACGCUAAAAAUGCUAGCGUGCCCGUGGUUGUAUGCUCCGAGGACGAAGGCGAAACGACACUCCAGAGCAUGCGCCGCGAAGCGGUGCAAGACGUCCUGCGCUCCCACAUCCAAGAGGUUCUUCGGUUGCUUAACGAACGCGACGAGCGCGCCGAGACACAAUCACUGGGCGUUCAUUUCAGCGAGCAAUCCCCGACUUCGCCGCUGCAGUUGCGAAUCAAUGAACGACUCGGCCCGCGCACCACCCCGCCGCCGCCUCGCUUCGAGGACGUCGACGACGCCAGCCCAGACGAGCGGCAGAAGCUGCUCAUGGACGUGUACUUUGAAGUCGUGCGCCCGCGCGUCGUGCCCCGAGCCGCCUUCUCCGCAGACCGUAGAGCGAGUCUAGGCGGAGGGCAGCGCCCGCAGAGCCUGCCGAGCAUGCGCGGUGGCGAGCGCAGCAUCUCGCGGGGCCCGAGCAUGGCCCCGCGGCCGGGCUCCAGCCGCGGCGGCUCGUCCACCGGGCCCGUCGCUGACGACGAUGAGGAGAGCGAUGCCGAGGUGGCCGUGGCUGUGGCCAGUGAUGUAGGAGGUGAGGAUGAGGAAGUACAGGCCGAGAAUGGCGUGCCUAUGAAUGCUACGGCGGCGACGAAUCGCCGUGGGAGGAGCCGCAUGCCGCUGUCGUCUCAGCCGGCCUCGCAUGAUGACAUUUGGUGCACGCUGGUGUUUAGGAUGAUUUGCUGGCUCAUGCUGCAUGACUUUAACAAGCUGGACAGGCAACUACCCAAGAGUGAGCUCCUGGGCAGCCGCGUGCCCGUCUACAUUACAUAA